Molecule: messenger RNA, 3490 nt
Organism: Ectocarpus sp. CCAP 1310/34
Lineage: Eukaryota; Phaeophyceae; Ectocarpales; Ectocarpaceae
Source: the annotation of a GenBank genome assembly
GAGUGCAGCUGAGGGUACCCGUACACACAAGCAAGGAGAGACGGGUUGGGGGGGGUCAAAGUCCGACGUACGCUUUCGGCCGAUAUCUAUUGUUGAGCUCUUGUUGACGCAAACCAAGCAGUCAGUCCCCUGCUGCAUUCCGCACAGCUCCAGGGCAAAUCCGAACCAAGCGGUGUGUUUCAAGUCAAGUUUCAAGUCGCGGGUCUGCUGCUGCCCCGCUGCCCGUACAUUUCGUGUGCCAACGAUGAGAGGAUUCAUGGGAAGGGCCGCUUGCUGCAGCUGCGUCGUUGCUGCCACUUCCACCGCCGCCGCCGCUGCUGCGAUGCCUGUACGCAACGGGAAGGCGGCGGCCGCAGCUUUUGUUUCCGCACAACCCACACUAGAGGCGGGGCGGCAGCAAGCGUGGUCUAACCCUUGGGUGACUAACUACGCUGGUCGGCGGCAGCGUGUCGCCAGCGCCGCCGUGCGCAUGGUGGCGACCGACCCGGGAACAGCCACGGCCGAGAUCAAGCAGCAGCAGCAGCAACAGCAGUCCGGAAAGGGAGAGGGCCCCCCGCCGCCGGCGCGAGUAAACGUCCAGCCUAGUCGACAUGACAUCGAAACCGGGCGCGAUCCCACCCGAGUGAAAGUCUUCGACACCACCCUGAGGGAUGGGGAGCAGAGUCCAGGCUGCACCAUGACAAGGGAAGAGAAGCUCAUGGUGGCAAAGCAGCUGAGCAAGCUUGGAGUGGAUAUCAUCGAGGCAGGGUUUCCUAUCGCAUCGCAAGGCGACUUCGAGGCGGUGCAGGAGAUCGCUACAGUGGUCGGCCAGGGCGACAACCCUCCAAUUAUUUGCGGCCUGGCGAGGGCCCUAAGGAAAGACAUCGACGUGUGCGCGAACGCGGUGGCGCCAGCUCGGUUCCCCCGCAUCCACACCUUCAUCGCUACAUCGGACAUCCACAUGAAGCACAAGCUCAAGAAGUCCAGGGAGCAGGUCCUGGAGAUCACGCGGGAGAUGGUGACGCACGCCCGCUCGCACGUGGAUGACGUCGAGUUCAGCGCCGAAGACGCGCUUCGCUCCGACUACGACUUCCUUUCUGAGGUUUACUCUGUCGCGAUUGAGGCCGGGGCGACAACCAUCAACGUCCCCGACACGGUUGGAUACACCACCCCCAAGGAAUUCAUGGGGCUGAUGCAUCACCUACGCGGGACUGUCAGGGGCGUAGACAAGGUGACCAUCUCCGUUCACGGGCACGACGACCUGGGCAUGGCCGUGGCCAACUUCAUGUCCGCCAUUGAAGGAGGAGCCCGCCAGGUGGAGUGCACGAUCAACGGGAUCGGAGAGCGAGCAGGCAACGCCGCGUUGGAAGAGAUCGUCAUGGCCCUGCACGUUCGCAAGGCCUAUUACAACCCUUCCUUCGACCGCCCGGUGCUGUCGGAGACGGCAUUGACCAACAUCAACACCAAGGAGAUCGUCAAGUCUUCCAAGCUCGUGUCCUCCAUGACAGGCAUGAUGGUGCAGGCGAACAAGGCUAUCGUUGGAGCAAACGCCUUCUCGCACGAGUCUGGGAUUCACCAGGAUGGUGUCUUGAAAAACAAGGAAACCUACGAGAUCAUGGACGCUGAGCUGGUCGGCCUCUACCAGGACACGUCUCUCGUGCUCGGGAAGCACUCUGGCAGGCACGCCUUCCGCUCCCGCCUUCAGGAGUCGGGCUACUCGCUGACGGACGACGAGCUGAACCGCGCGUUCCUGCGGUUCAAGGACCUUGCCGACAAGAAGAAGGAAAUCACCUCCCUUGACCUCGCCUCCAUCGUGAACGACGAGAUCCGAGACGUGAACAUCAGGCGCUACGAGCUGGUCGGGAUGCAGGUGGCGGCCGGAACCACCAACAAGCCGACGGCAACGUUGACUCUGUACGACACUGACCUGGAGAAGGAGGGGUGUGUUGCCGCCAUCGGCACCGGUCCAGUGGACGCGGCCUACAAGGCCAUCGACGACAUCGUGGGGACCAAGAGCACGAAGCUGUUGGAGUACUCGGUGGCAAGCGUGACCGCCGGGAUCGAUGCUCUAGGAGAGGUGACCGUGCGUGUUCAAGACGAGCUGUCGAAGCGAGAGUACAUCGGGAAGGCGGCGGACACGGACGUGAUCCAUGCGUCUGCCGAGGCCUACCUGCACGCGGUAAACCGUCUCCUCAGCAACAGGGGGCAGCCGGACAAGGCCCACCCACAGAAGGACGUAGAGUGAGUGAUUGUAGCUGACUAUGAUGGUAUGAAGGGUUGACGAUGAUUAUCAUCAUGAAUGAAGGAUUGUCAAGCUGACUAUGAUGGUGAGGUGAUGAUGCAUGAAGGAUUGCAGUUGACGAGACGAUGACGAUGAUGAGUGAAAGACGCCCCGCCUCGUCACCGGCCCGGCGGCCAUGCCCUGUACUUUCGGCGCCUUGCAUGCAUGAACACAACGCAAUAGAGAAAGCGUUUCGUGCUUGCACAGAGUUUUACGUCAAGAAGGCUGCGUUGCGUUUCGAGUUUUACAGUAUCAAGACUGCGUUGACGACAGAAACGCGGCGUGAAUUACACGGAGGUCCAACGGCUGUGUUGUAAGCCCGCGUGUUGUUGAAGUGACGUAGCGACGAUCAUCUGUUGUGUUACAAAAGUUGACGCGGCGGGGUUGCACGGGAAAGAUGGCGUCGGCCGCUUUGACGAGACGGUUCUCCGUGUGGGCUCGGCCGAAGCGGAAAGAACCGCAACAAUGCCGUGGGAAUCAUGGAUCGAACCGGUGGUGAUGCGGUUUUUUUACCUGGCGGGUGCUCUGGUGUUUUACGUCCUACCUCUCGAAAUGCCACGCGAAAGCUUUGUCGUGGAUGCUGGUGGCCUGCCGCUGAUUGACUGACUUUUUACGACCAAGUCCUUUCGUCGGUACUUGCGCUCAGCGAGGAACGGAAUCAAUGUAGUUAGUUGUGGAAGACGUAGGGCUUCGUAUUUUGUUCCGAAUGUCAGGGUUUGCUUCUUGUUCGUUCGUGGCGGCGGCUAGGAAUUGUUUCUUGCUUGCGACCGGCGUGAACAGGCUUGCGAAACAGAUGAACGCUGUGUGUUGCGCUCAGACGUUUUGUCCCAGAAGGCGUUUCGAAAGCGUUGCCGUAGAUGUUUAACGAGAGUCCCCAGCAGAGUGAAGUGAUCCCUCGAAUCGAAUUGUUAUUCGUAUCUGUCGGCGGGCCCUGUCUGAUGUCCCCUACUUGUGGCGGAAGUAUCAGGUCGAAGAAUCAGGGGCCGGAGUAGAAGUAACAAGGAUUCGGGAUUUGGGUAGGUCCCGCGGAAUGAGACUAGAUUCUUUCCCCUAAUGAGCUUUUUGCAUCGCGAAGCAUCGGUCAAUCGUAGAGAACUUUAACGGUUGCCGACCCAUGGCAUGAUGGUGGCUGUGUCAUGCCGAACACCAUGGUAGGUUCUUACAUCUGCAAACAUUCAGCAGUGCAUUGGCUCCUUUGAUGGUAUAGUGUGUGCGUUGCCUCACUCACCC